UAUUAAGCCAGGGCAGAAUGCUUGUAAAGUAGCAAGUAAAGUGGCAGUGUUAAUUCUGAAAUUCUCAGGCAGUCAGGCUGUCUUAGGCAGAUCUUGAUAAACUAGCCUGCUCCAGGUUUUUAUCUCAGGAAUCCCAACAGGACAGGAGAAUGGAGAGGCAGCAAAGGUUUCUGUCAGAGAAGGAUGAGUCUCAGUUUCAACAUCAGGGAGCGGUCGAGCUGCUUGUCUUUAAUUUUUUACUCAUCCUUACCAUUUUGACAAUCUGGUUAUUUAAAAAUCAUCGAUUCCGCUUCUUGCAUGAAACUGGAGGAGCGAUGGUGUACGGCCUAAUAAUGGGAUUAAUUUUGCGAUAUGCUACGGCACCAACUGAUAUUGAAAGUGGAACUGUCUACAACUGUGGAAAACUGUCCUUCAGUCCUUCCACUCUGCUGAUCAAUAUCACUGACCAAGUUUAUGAAUAUAAGUACAAGAGAGAAAUAAGCCAGCACAAUAUCAGUCCUCAUCAGGGAAAUGCUAUACUUGAAAAGAUGACGUUUGACCCAGAAAUCUUCUUCAAUGUUUUACUGCCACCAAUUAUAUUUCAUGCAGGAUAUAGUCUAAAGAAGAGACAUUUUUUUCAAAACUUGGGAUCUAUUUUAACAUAUGCCUUCUUGGGAACGGCCAUCUCCUGUAUCGUCAUAGGGUUAAUUGUGUAUGGUUUUGUCAAGGCGAUGAUAUAUGCCGGCCAGUUGAAAAAUGGAGACUUUCAUUUCACCGACUGUUUAUUUUUUGGCUCAAUGUUAUCUGCUACAGAUCCAGUGACUGUGCUGGCCAUUUUCCAUGAACUGCAUGUCGACCCAGACCUGUACACCCUCUUGUUUGGAGAGAGUGUGUUGAAUGACGCAGUGGCCAUAGUCCUUACAUAUUCUAUAUCCAUUUACAGUCCCAAGGAGAAUCCAAAUGCAUUUGACACCGCUGCGUUCUUCCAGUCUGUGGGGAAUUUCCUGGGGAUCUUCGCUGGCUCAUUUGCAAUGGGGUCUGCAUAUGCUAUUGUCACAGCACUGUUGACCAAAUUUACCAAACUGUGUGAGUUCCCAAUGCUGGAAACGGGCCUGUUUUUCCUCCUGUCCUGGAGUGCCUUCCUGUCCGCCGAGGCUGCCGGCCUAACAGGGAUAGUUGCUGUUCUCUUCUGUGGAGUCACACAGGCACACUAUACCUACAACAACCUGUCGUCAGAUUCCAAAAUGAGGACUAAACAGUUGUUUGAAUUCAUGAACUUUUUGGCCGAGAACGUCAUCUUCUGUUACAUGGGCCUGGCGCUGUUCACCUUCCAGAACCACAUCUUUAAUGCUCUUUUUAUACUUGGAGCCUUUCUAGCAAUUUUUGUUGCUAGAGCCUGCAACAUAUAUCCCCUCUCCUUCCUCCUCAAUCUGGGCCGAAAGCAGAGGAUCCCCUGGAACUUUCAGCACAUGAUGAUGUUUUCAGGUUUGCGAGGAGCGAUCGCGUUUGCCUUAGCUAUUAGGAACACGGAAUCUCAGCCCAAACAGAUGAUGUUCACCACCACGCUGCUCCUGGUGUUCUUCACUGUCUGGGUGUUUGGAGGAGGAACGACGCCCAUGCUGACCUGGCUUCAGAUCAGAGUUGGUGUGGAUCUGGACGAAAAUCUGAAGGAGGAGCCCUCCUCAUUUCAGGGAGCAAAUAACUUGGAUAAAAAUGUGACAAAGACGGAGAGCGCUCGGCUCUUCAGGAUGUGGUAUGGCUUCGACCACAAAUACCUGAAACCAGUUUUAACCCACUCUGGCCCUCCACUGACCACAACCUUACCUGAAUGGUGCGGUCCGAUUUCCAGGCUGCUCACCAGUCCCCAGGCCUAUGGGGAAGAGCUCAAGGAGGAAGAUGCAGAAUGCAUUGUGAACCAGGACGAACUGGCCAUGAAUUACCAAGAGCAAAGCCCCUCGUCCUGCCAUCCUCCUGCAAGGCCAGGCCUGGACCAGAAAGCUUCGCCCCAGACACCAAGCAAGGAAAACAUUUAUGAGGGAGACCUCGGCCUGGGAGGCUAUGAACUCAAGCUUGAGCAGACUCCAGGCCAAACCCAAAUGAAUUAAUGGCAUGAGGAGCACAGAUAUAAUCACUAGUAAGGCUGGGCUGACUGAAAAGAAGCCAGACAGAGAAGGCAGAAGCUGCAAAACACAUGAAGAGCAUAAAUUGGAGAGAGCCAAAACCUUGCCAGGCGUAUCUUCUGGCACCUCCAAAACUGAGAAGUCUUAUCAGCCCUCCGUAUGAUGCAUCUGAACUUAGUUCUGUGACACAGCCGUGUUUA
Molecule: messenger RNA, 2299 nt
Organism: Marmota flaviventris (yellow-bellied marmot)
Lineage: Eukaryota; Metazoa; Chordata; Mammalia; Rodentia; Sciuridae
Source: RefSeq, a predicted model, not a curated record